AGAUCCUUUUUUUUCAACAGAAAGCUUUUUUUUUGCUUUCUCUCAUUUCUUUAGCCUCCUCCAUGGCCGACCAUGGAUUCCUUGGCGGCCCUCCACGCCCACGAACGACGAUCGGUGCUGAGUGGCACGAGACCUCUUGGUCCAUCUCUAAACACCGAAGACGGUAUUUUUGUGACCCACCGCAACGAAAGAAAGAAGAAAAAGGAAAAAAGAAAAAAAGAAAAAAGAAAAAGGAAGGCUCCCUUUCAGUUCCAUGCUCCCUUCCACGGCCAUUGGCCGAACCCCCAGUGGUUCAACGGCCUCCAAAUCGGCUAGGGAACGCCAGAACCCCCCUCCCAAACGAUGAAUCAGAGGGUAUAGGGGUGUCAGACGCAUGGAGCGUGGUGACCAAGGCUGAGGGGCAUGCGUGGAGCGUGGUGACCAAGGCUGAGGGGUAUGGUUGCUGAAAAAUUUUAGAAAAGUGGGCUAGUUGGGCUUUUAGGGUUUAGUUUUAGUCCUAUUGGGUUUGGGCUUGUAAAAUUAUUUGUUGGGCUGUUAUACUUUAUUUGUUUAUGGGCCCGGGCAACAUUGGGCUUGUACAGUAUUUUGAUCUUUUAAUCUUAAAAUAAAAUAAAAUAUUUGUUUAACAAAUUAA
Molecule: messenger RNA, 634 nt
Organism: Gossypium arboreum
Lineage: Eukaryota; Viridiplantae; Streptophyta; Magnoliopsida; Malvales; Malvaceae
Exons: 2
Coding region: 63-446 (127 amino acids)
Source: RefSeq, a predicted model, not a curated record